Messenger RNA from Diabrotica virgifera virgifera (western corn rootworm), 3022 nucleotides. RefSeq lists its product as uncharacterized. The transcript is spliced from 2 exons. Lineage: Eukaryota; Metazoa; Arthropoda; Insecta; Coleoptera; Chrysomelidae. Bases 63 to 587 code for a protein of 174 amino acids. The record is from RefSeq and is a predicted model, not a curated record.
CAAAUACUGUAGAACUGUAGUUAAAUAUUUAUAUUUUCAAUAUUAUAUAUGUUCCUAUUACAAUGAAAUAUUUGUUAAAAUGUGCAAUGUUUUUGUUGUUAAUAGUUUUAGGAGAUUGUUCGGAUGAAGACAAUGGUUAUCAUGAAAAUUCGGAUUUUUUGAAAAAUAUUCAGGUUACAACUGAUAUUGGAAACAAAGUGAGGAUGAUAUGUGACGAUGUGGUCGAACUUGAAUUUGUCAUAUGGAAACACAACAACAAAUAUUUUUAUCCAGAUCUAAGCAAUGUAACAAACAUUGAUUGGGUGAAGGGUAACAAUCUGGACCUAACUAUACUCACAGAAGAACACGGUGGUAAGUGGGAAUGUUGGAAUUCUGGUUUUCCUGUUAAUAGAUACAUCAUUACAGUAAAUCCUGUAAAAGGCAGCAAUUCAACUGAUGUGGACACAGAACAGAACGAUACAACUACAAAAGAAUCAUUUUCCAUGAGCAGCUCUACUGUCUCGUCAAAUUCAAAACAAAUUGAAGAAAUAAUUAUCACUACAUACUGGUUUAUCAUUACAAUCAUCGAUAGCGUUUUCAACAGAUAAUGAGAAAUUUAUUAGCAACUCAGCGGAAAAAAAGAAGCUCAGAAGGUUAACAUCUUAGAAUACCUACUUUUUGAUACAAUAAAAAUAUAUAAUUAAUAUUGUUAAUAAGAAUUAACCAUGGGAACCUGCUUAUUAUAAAUGAAAUAAUUUGGUUUUAAAGAAAAUAUAAAUUUUUAAUUUGUUAAAAAUUGUAAAAAUCAGCAGCAUAAAUAUCAGGUUCCCGUGGUAAAUUUUGAGUAAACUUUUUGCUGUUAUAUUGUAGUAUCAGACUAUUGUAGCAUCGAUUAAAACAAGAUUUAACUUAUGUAGGGGAGUGCAAUUAGAACGAAAACAUGCAUUGUUUCGGAAAAAUUCAAACAAGCUUAUAUUUUUCUUAAACUUUUUUUAGUAGUUUAUAAUAUGCUUAUUAAAGUAAAAAAGUUCUGCUCGCAGAUUUGGCCGCUAAUUGUUUAUUAAUUGUUUAAACAAUAACAAUUGUUUUGUAUCAAUAAUUUUAAAAAUAUCGUUAAAUUCAUCAUUGUUUACUUUGAUCAAAUAUGUUUCUAUUUUGUUUUUGAUUAUGCUGAAUCCGAAUAUGGCAUUGCAAUUUGAAAAUUUUUAUACAGAAGCUCUUAUGCAGUAUGUAUGCUAGGAACCACAUGGAAAACUUUUUUAUUAUUAAUUUUACGAAAAAAAGUUAUUCUUCAUAAAAUGCUCUGGAUAGUUAAAAAUCUAAAACUUAACCAUCAGAUAUCAAAUUUACUCAAUUUUAUACGAGUUAUGUCAAAAAUAUGAAUUACGUUAAAGAGUAAAGUACCUUUAUAUUCAAGAAUAUCAAAAAAUGAUAUUAUGAAAAGUUGUUUGAAAUUAAAAACUGUUUAAAUAUACAAUUACAUCAUUCUAAUUGAAAAAAAAAAUUCAAUUUUUUCUCAAAUUACGGAUACUCAUCAUCAUUUUAUUACAAUUAUGAUAACUAUUUUAUUAUCACUUUUACGAAAAAAAGUUAUUCCUCAUAAAAUGCUCUACCUGGUCAAAAAUCUAAGAUACAACCAUCAGAUAUCAAACUUUUUUAAUUUUAUACGAGGUAUGUAAAAAAUAUGAAUUUUUUAAGAGUUAAGUGCCUUUAUUAUUCACAAUAUUUUAAUUAGAAGGAUGUAAUUGAACACUAAAACAAUUUUUUUAAUUUCAAACAACUUUUCUUAAUAACACUUUUCGAUAUUGUGAAAUGUAAAGGUACUUUACUCUUGAGUGAAAUUCAUAUUUUUUGACAUACCUCGUAUAAAAUUAAUUAAAUUUGAUAUUUGAUGAUUGUAUCUUAGAUUAUAAACGAUGCAGAGUAUUUUAUAAAGAAUAACUUUCUUUCGUAAAACUGAUAAUACAAAAGUUAUCAAUAGGUUCCAAGUUACGCAGACAUACUGUAUAAGAGCUAAAAAAAUUUUUUUUAAUGAACAUUUAUUAUUGCUGAAGCUUAUUAUUAAAUGUAUUUUAGGUAAGUUUUGCAGAAAAAAGUUUUGAUCACUUUGUAUAAACAUUUUUUUAGCUGGUAAUUUUCGGUUUUUGUAUUACAUUUUUGUUAUCUUCCUUAAUUUUCCCAAAGAGAAAUAGUUUAUUUCAUUUCUAAAGUAAUUUAGUGAAUUUUCUAGAUUACAUCCUAAGCUUUAAAAAAGUGCUUAUAAAACUGUAAUAGAUCUGUUCAAACUUGAGUAAUGCCGUCUUAAAAUGGUGGUAAUUCUAUAAAACUACAAAGAUUUCAAAAAUUACAUUUUUUGAGACGUCAUAUCAUUUGAAUUAAAUUUUAUAAAUUUUUUUUUUAAUAAAACAUCAUUUAGUAAGAUGCUUGAAAGGUAAGGUGUGCAAUUGAGAGUUUUAUAAGAAAAAUUGUAUUAGUUACACAUUUUUAAAUAAUUUUUAAACAAAAUUCAUGUAAGGCUCAUUUUCCGCCCACACCAUACUUAUCACCAUACAUUUUAUUUCUUUCUAUUAUAACCAUAAAAUAGCUUAGUUAUUUUUCUUUCAUGAUCAAUUUGUAAAAUUUCAUUUGAUAAAUUAGUUAAAGAAUUACAUUAAAAUAACUCAACCGUGCACUUCGCCGUACGCUAGUUUACAGUGCGCCAAUUUUUGUGAGAAGGGUGACUUUAGCGUUAUAAAUGAAAAAUUAUAAAAGAUACAAAUUUAAUUUUAGAAAAAUUUUUAUAUAAGGUUUUUUUUGUAAAAUUUUCUGAAUUUUUCAAUGGUCAAGUCAGUUUUUUCUAAAAGUUAUUUUUUGGGAGGUAUUUAAAAAACAUCUAAUUUCGUAGAUCAUUUGUUUAAUAAAAAAUGAAGCACCCACUUCUCGAGUAGAACUUUUUGAUAUGCUGUUUAUUAAACAUUUCUUAAUGAAAUUACAAAAAGUUCUAUCUUGUUUGAUUUUUUCCGAAGUGAAAAUCUAUAUGCACUCCCCUAAUGGGUGAAAAUAA